AUGGCGACCGGACAGGGCGAACAGAGGGCUAUCCACCCUUUCUUUCGGCGAGAUUUCGGAGUAACACCUGACCCACUUGUCCAUACGCCCGUCCAUGAUGCUCCAGCUCAACCGCACCCUCCUCACAGUGGCAGUGCUCAGAACAAACUAGACACCAGCCUUCUCCACGCCGACUCCCCUGCUCCCUCCGACUCUUGCGAUCCGUCAGCUACUCAGUCAUUAGCAAUGCUUGAUCACGAUCCAAAUUCAGAACGGAGGAAACGGAGGAAGACAGACAAACACAGCGCUGCAGUGGUUACGCAGGGCACGAUAACCCUGCCCUCAGACAAGCCAGAGUUCAGCGAGUCGCAGCCCAACACACCCACCAGUCCAGAAAUUGAGGCACUCCCACCAACAGAUCCACGGGUUAUAUCCGGUUCCGGGGAGAGAAAGUCUCCCAGACAGAAAACAAUCAAAUUGAACGCCAAUGGCAAACUGUUGUCGUCGCCUGUGUCUGCUAAAGUCGAAGACAAUCCGAAGAGAGGGAGGAAGAGCAAGCGCGGUAAAGCGGCUGAACAAAAGCCUCAGUCUCUUGGGAGCAAGAUUGUGGUCAUCAGGUACAAUGAGGACAAGCCCGAUAACAGCCUGGGGCAGCUUAUAGACGACAUCAUCUGUGGUCGAAAGAAGCACACCGCUGUCAACAAGGUCCCUACCGCGGCUUCUGCUCCUCCUAUACCCAAGCAGGAGCAACCUGCGAAACCGACCCAUCCGUUCUUCAUAAAGAAGUCCUCUCGCAAGGCGGAACCCGCAAACUGUCAGGCGGGUGCGCACGACGAAGCCUCCGACAACUCCCAGCGAGAAGAGGCCAAGCAGGCUGACGCGGUUCCUCGGUUUCCCCGUGAGCCGAGCUCAGGCUUCCUGGGAUCGUCCACAUCGUUCACGUCUUUUGCCAAACGGUCUAGAUAUCCCGACCUUGCUCACCCACUCUGGCCACCUCAAAGUCUCACCCACGUUAGGGGCAUACCGGAUGAUCAUGGCUUUUACAGUCAUGGUAGCGAUGACGUUCCAGAUCUAGGCCUGAAAAAGUCGAAGACUGCGGCAAUCAAUGUCCCUGACGAGGAGAAUAUACUUUUGCGUAGGGUACCAAAGGAUCCCUCCGCUGCGCCGCGGACAUUGAGAGUACCUGGAAGACACGUUGCUAGUGGAAAGAUAUUGCGGUGUGCUGUCACCAGGCAACUCUCGGAUCAAGCUUCAUCUCCAAGGACGAAGAAAAGUGAGCUCAAUCAGAACUGUCACCCGGCCCUUGCUGGCCUCCACUCUUCACUCACCAAGUCCAUGUCCGCUUUCGACCUUGGCGUGUACGAUACUAUCAGCUGGGCUCACAAGUACGCCCCCCAAUCUGCAGAGCAGGUUCUCCAGACUACGAGGGGAGUGUUUAUCUUGCGCGACUGGCUGCAGUAUCUCAAAGUCACCGCUGUGGACACCGGCAAACUCCAGAAGGACGUCGAGGUGAAACAGAAGACGGACGAAAGAAGGCGCAAGAAGCGUAAGAAGGACAAGUUGGACGGCUUCAUCGUGUCCAGUGAAGAAGAAGCGGCUGAAAUGGACGAACUUCCCGGUUCAGACGACGAAUUAGCUGGGGACGUGACCACCAAGACCGUCAUUCGUGCUGGAGACAUGGCUCUUGGCUCGAAAUCGGGGGCUGAGCGAGGCCGCAUGUCCAAUGCCAUUUUGGUCAGUGGACCCUCAGGGUGCGGCAAGACGGCAUCCAUCCACGCAGUGGCCAAAGAGCUGGAUUUCGAAGUGUUCGAAAUCAACCCCGGGAAUCGACGCAGCGCCAAAGACAUCCUGGAUCGUGUAGGCGACAUGACACGGAAUCAUCUUGUCCAGCACCAUCAAGACAACGCCUCUGAAAGGAGCGGUGCUGAGCAGGUCGACCCGAAGCAGAAUAGGUUGAAGGGGUUCUUCCAAUCGACCAAGAACAAGGCGGCUGGAUCAAGCCGCCCAACGCAAGAGCCAGAGACGAAGCGUGUUCGCAAUCAAAAACAAUCUCUUAUCUUGUUAGAGGAGGCAGACAUUCUCUUUGAAGAGGACAAGCAGUUCUGGUCCGGUGUGAUGACGCUCAUCAGCCAAUCGAAGAGGCCAAUCAUUAUCACCUGCAACAACGAGAAACUUCUCCCCUUGAAGGACAUCUCCUUCCAUGCCAUCCUUCGCUACCGGACCCCUCCCAAAAUUCUUGCUGCCGAUUAUCUCCUCCUGCUGGCUGCCAACGAAGGCCACAUGCUCAAACGAGGAGCGGUCGAAAGCCUGUACGAGUGCACGGGGAAGGACCUUCGGCGAUCAAUUAUGGAGCUGAAUUUCUGGUGUCAGAUGGCGAUUGGCAGUGAGAAGUCUGGACUUGACUGGAUCCUUGAUCGCUGGCCGCGAGGACUGGAUCUUGAUCCCCAUGGCGACCCUCUAAGGGUGCUAAGUCUCAAUGCAUACGAACCAUUUAUGGGAUGGUUAGGGCGCGAUAUGCUGCAAAGUAACGGACCCGACAAAGAAAUCGAACCUCGACUCGAGUCGCUUGGAUGGUGGGGAAUCAGUAUGCAGGAGAUGCGGAUCAUGGAAGACUCUAGGCAUCCUGAUACGCCCAGUUUGAGCUCAAAACAGUUCCAAGCCAUGUCUAAUGUCGAGCGCCUCAAGCAAUUACAACAGAAGUCCAACUUUGCCGCUAUGCAAAGUGAUCUUGACCUUCUGUGUUCUCGCUGCUCAAUCGACAUGAAACUGGACUCGGUCGAUCCAUCAAUCCCUCCGUUACCUGAAAAACAAAGACCGAACUACAUUGAAGGCUAUCAACUGCUCUCCGUCGACGUCGCGCCGGACUAUACACUAAUGCCGGCUGUCAUGGGCUGCACCUUCGAGGCUUUACUGGAGAAAGCUUACCCGCAAGAAUAUGAAGAUAAGCCCAAGUCUCCCGAUACAAACCCUUCGGAUAGGAAGCCUUCCGACCCGGAAUCCGAAUAUGCAACAAGAAUCCUGAAGAAAGCGAACAAACCCGCUAGUACUGGGCCAGGUCGCGCGGAGUUCAGUGCUGCUUUCGAACCGAUGAUGCGCGCUGACUACGUCUUCCCCCUCCCCACAGGUCGAUUGGCGCCCUCGUUCGAAAAUGGCCUGCGUCCGAUAGCCGAAGAUCUGGGCCCGUAUAUUCGAGGAAUCAUGGCUUAUGACAUCCGCUUGGCACACCACCGCCUACAGCUGGGAGAGAUUUUCUCCCAGGACGGCAAGGGGGCGAAGCGCACACGACAGACCCGAGCCAGUCGAGCUGCGCUAGAGGGCGGGGAUAAAGCAUCCACCCGGAAGGAGAGAUGGUUCUCCUCAGAUGCCAAUCCAUCGCUCAUCUUCGCCACAGGCAAGCAGGAAUGGCAGGAAAUCCUAGCGCGGAAGGGCUACUUCGUUGUGUCACCUUCCGGGGAAAGCCAAGUGGAAUGUAUUGAUCAAUCCACUGAAAGCUCCAGCGAAGGGGGCAUUUAGGGAAGGGGAAGAGCGGCGACAGCAUUGAUGCGCGGACACGACUGCAGGACAGAGCUCGAAACUCCGGCAAUGUUUCAUGAAAUCUAUAUUUUAUAUUUUACUGUAUAUAAAUUAGUAAGAG
This is a messenger RNA of Aspergillus homomorphus CBS 101889, 3613 nucleotides long. RefSeq lists its product as uncharacterized. Gene Ontology annotation, molecular function: ATP binding; ATP hydrolysis activity; DNA binding. The record is from RefSeq and is a predicted model, not a curated record. The coding region runs from base 1 to 3492 and encodes 1163 amino acids. The transcript has 3 exons. Gene Ontology annotation, cellular component: nucleus. NCBI's taxonomy places the organism in Eukaryota, Fungi, Ascomycota, Eurotiomycetes, Eurotiales, Aspergillaceae.